Molecule: messenger RNA, 1020 nt
Organism: Passer montanus (Eurasian tree sparrow)
Lineage: Eukaryota; Metazoa; Chordata; Aves; Passeriformes; Passeridae
Product: achaete-scute homolog 1-like
Exons: 4
Coding region: 1-1020 (339 amino acids)
Biological process (GO): developmental process; regulation of transcription by RNA polymerase II
Molecular function (GO): RNA polymerase II transcription regulatory region sequence-specific DNA binding; protein dimerization activity; DNA-binding transcription factor activity, RNA polymerase II-specific
Source: RefSeq, a predicted model, not a curated record
AUGGGGGGGGGGGGUUCAACGGUGCUCCCAGGGGUGAUCCCAGGGGUCCUGCAGCCCUCAGGGGCCCUGAAGCCAUUGGAGCCCUCGGGGGUCCUGGAGCCCUCAGAGAUCCUAAAGCCAUCGGAGCCCUUGGAGGUCCUGCAACCCUUGGAAUCCUCGGGGGUCCUGCAGCCCUCAGAGCCCUCAGGGGCCCCAAAGCCCUCAGGGAUCCUGAAGCCCUUGGAACACUCAGGGGUCCCAGAGCCCUCAAGGAUCCUGAAGCCCUCAGGGGUCCUGCAGCCUUCAGAGCCCUUGGGGGUCCCAGAGCCCUCAGGGAUCCUGAAGCCAUCGGAGGUCUUAGGGGCCUUGGAGCCCUCAGGAGCCCUGCAGCCCUCGGAGCCCUCAGGGAUCCUGAAGCCAUUGGAGGUCUUGGGGGUCUUGGAGCCCUCAGGGGUCCUGAAGCCAUCAGAGCCCUCAGGAGUCCUGCAACCCUUGGAGCCCCUGGAGCCCCUGCAGCCGUCAGAGUCCUUGGGAGCCCCGGAGCCCUCAGGGGUCCCAAAGCCCUCGGGGGUCCCGGAGCCCCCGGGGGCCCUGCAGCCCACGCCGCCCCCCGAGGUGCUGGAGGGGCUCCUGCAGCAGCGCUUCGGGCCCCUGCCCCGGCCGGCCACCAUCGCCCGCCUGCGGCGCGGCCCCGCCGGGGCCUACGAGCCCACCGGAGACCCGGCCGAGGUGCUGGAGCGGCGGCAGGCGGCCAACGCCAAGGAGAGGGAGAGGAUCCGGAACCUCAACAGUGGCUUCUCCAAGCUGCGGACCCUGGUGCCGCUGGUGCCGCGGGACCGCCGGCCCAGCAAGGCGGACACGCUGCGGGCAGCGGCGCAGUACAUCCGGCUGCUGCGGGGCGUGCUGCGGGACUGCCAGGAGCUCGGCGCUGGGCAGGAGUUGGGGGGCACUGCAGGGGGGGCACCCUGUGACCCUAAAACUGCCCACAAACCCCUGAAACAUCCACUGCUGCGGGGCUGCCAGGUGCGACCCCAAAACUGA